Bactrocera neohumeralis is the source of this 517-nucleotide messenger RNA. RefSeq lists its product as uncharacterized. The record is from RefSeq and is a predicted model, not a curated record. NCBI's taxonomy places the organism in Eukaryota, Metazoa, Arthropoda, Insecta, Diptera, Tephritidae. The transcript is spliced from 3 exons. Bases 29 to 493 code for a protein of 154 amino acids.
AGCCGAAAUCAAAGCCGUGCUGUCCUAUAUGCAGGAUCACCGAAACGUCGAGAAACCAACAGCGAAAAUUUACUAUAGUAAGUUGCUUGCAGUGACAAAAAUUGAAGCAACGUGGAACAUCUUAAAAUGUAAGAUUCGCUAUUUAAAAAGCCAAAUGAAAUCGGCAGAACACUGGCUAAAUUCCACGGGCGCUGGAGUAGAGGAUGGCGAUGUGGAGCUGACUGUGAUGGAUAAAGUGCUUAAAAGUUGUCCGCAUUACAGACAAUUAGCAGACAUUUUUGCUACGGAGAGGGAAGCUGAGGUGGUGGUAAUGAGCUCCUCUGCAAUGAAACUCGACUCUGUGGAAAAUGUUGUGGAUAAUUUGGAAGACCCCGAAGCGCAGGAAGAACUUGAAAUUUCUGAAUUGGCAUCUACUUAUCUGCGGCCAGCCCGUUUGCCAAAAAAAUUAAGGCCAAACACCAAAACACUGCCAUUGAUAAACUGGCUACAUUAGAAGCUGAACGAAUGAGCUUUUGAG